GAAGUGUAGCAAGCGUAGUUGGCCCUUUUUUUUUUUUUUUUUUGUCAGACAAGUCUGUGAAGACGCGAUACCAUAUAGAUAAAAUAGUUUUAUCUAAAGACUAUAGAAAAAGGUCGAAAAAGGAACGAAAACAGCCAUGUCCCAGUCUGAGAAGAUGCAAAGUGACCAUUCUCGGCCAUACGAUGAUGAGGAUGACGAGACAUCUUCGGACUUCGAGGAGCCAGCCGAUGCUGUGGAGCGCGAAGGUCAACAAGAAGACAGCGAAGAGGAGCACUUUCUAGAUGAGAACAACGGUAAUAAUCAACAGCAGCAACAAGCCGGACAGGAUCAGCAGUUGGAGGAGGAAGGUGGUGAUAAUCAACGCCAGCAGUAUCAUGACAACAACAAUUCUGGCAUGGAAGAACAGCAACAAGGUGGCAAUUUCUCAUCGCCGACCCCAGGCAACAAUCCGGAGGAUCGCACUAGCGCCACUAAUUUGAUCAUUAAUUAUUUACCUCAGGAUAUGACAGACCGUGAGCUUUAUAAUUUGUUCAGCAGCUGCGGCUCCAUUAAUACCUGUAAAAUAAUGCGUGAUUUCAAGACCGGGUAUAGUUUUGGUUACGGAUUCGUUGAUUACAAUGCUGAAGCCGACUCGGAGGACGCCAUACAGAAGCUGAAUGGUUUUUAUGUUCGCAACAAACGAUUAAAGGUUUCCUACGCACGUCCAGGCGGACAAUCUAUUAAAGAUACCAAUCUAUACGUUAUUAAUCUUUCGCGCAAUAUUAAUGAUGAAAUGCUCGAUAGAAUUUUCUCUCCGUUUGGGCAGAUUGUCCAACGCAAUAUUUUACGAGACAAGCUGACUGGUCGUCCUCGUGGUGUAGCUUUUGUGCGCUACAACAAGCGCGAAGAGGCCCAGGAAGCAAUUAAAUCUUUGAAUAACACGAUCCCGGAAGGCGGAUCUCAGCCUAUAUGGGUUCGUUUGGCCGAGGAACAUGGCAAGGCAAAGGCCGCUCAAUUUAUGUCGCAGAUUGGUGGUGGUGGUGGGCCACAGCAGCAACCCCAUCAUCAUCACCAACAGCAGCAUCACCACAAUACACAUAUGCAGCAGCAUCACCACCAUCAGCAGCAACAACAACAACACCACCACCAUCAUCACCACCAGCAGCAGCAGCAGCACCAUCACCAUCAUCAUCAUCAUCAUCAGCAGCAGCAGCAGCAGCAGCAUCAUCACCACCAUAAUCAUAGUAUGCCGCAUCCAGCUGCUGCAGUGCACCAUAUGCAACCAAUGCAUCAUGGGGUCGGUGUCAAUGUCAAUGUCGGAGUAGGCGUCGGCAUGGGCAUGGGCGUUGGAGUUGGUGUGCCACCACCCAUGCAAGGCGGCGGCGUUAUUGGUGUCGGCGGUGGCGGUGGAGGCUACCAUCAUAUGGCACACAGAGGUAGAUCAAAUAGACAAACACGAUCUCAAAAACCGCAUCCAUAUAACAAUGCACAGAAAUUUAUUUAAAACGCAAUUAAUUUCUUUACACAAUAUUAGCUGCAUCUCACAGGUGAAGUGUUCAUGCUGCCAUUGCCAAUUUGCAACCACUCCAGCUGCUCCUACAGCCAGGAGCAAUGCAACCACCACCACAACAACAACAACUUCAAUUACUCGACAGGCGCGCCAGUCCCAUGCGCUGUAGCUAUUAUGCACCGGCUACGGCCAACAUCGCAGCAACAGCCACAUCUCCUCCACCACAUUUACCAACAGCAGCAACACCAGCAGGAGCAGCAACUAGAAUCUUUGGAACGGGGCAAUCAACGUCAGCACCGCGUCCAACCCAUGUCUACUAUCAAUAUGCCGAUGUUAAUACACUCAACUAUGACCAUAGAUCGGGCGACUUAUGCGCCUUGGGAUUGGUUUACGUAACCUUUAAGGAUCAGCAACAGGCUGUGGCAAUAGCUCGUCGGAGUGGUGAGGGCGGCGGCGGUGGCAGCAACAACUACUACACAAACUAGAAGAGUUUCAAUUUUAAGCCGAACACCAAAACCAACACACAAAAUGAAGAACUCUCUAUCAUAAAUAUAUAUAUAUAUAUGUAUCAAUAUUCUGUAUUAUAUAUACAUAUAUAUAUAUAUAUAUAUAAAGAUAUGUAUAUAUAUAUAUAUAUGUAUAUGUAUAUGUAUAUAUGUAACAUUGAUAACAAUUGGUGGAAUUUCAAAUAGGCAAAUUUAAAGCAUUGGCAGCAAAGAAUAUUAAAUAUGAUGAGAUGCAAAAUGAAUAAAUUAAGAAACAUAAAGUAUGCAUAAGACACAAAAACUGCUACUACUAAACACACUCCAACCAACAACUGCGAAAGCAACAUUUACAAUAAGGAUGUUGUAACCGGUUCAAAUGUGUCUGUAGCAUUUGCUCUUUAUAACAAACAAUUGAUGUAAAAACUUACAAACCCGUAAACACACAUACAUACAUACAUAUAUAGGUAUUUAUGCAUAUAUAUAAGUAUAUGUACAUACAUAUAUAUAUAUGUAUAUUUGAUUCAAUUCCCGCUCCACCGUUCCUCUAAAUUCCCCACCCGGCUUCUGAAAUAAAACUAAUUACCAUAGAACAAAACAUUUUUUUUUUCUUACAUAUACCUAAAUUAUAACUUUAAAAACUAGUCUUAUAUUAUGAUAAAUGAUUAAGGUUAAAACAAAAUUUUUUUUAAUAAAUAUAUAUAUUAAUAUAUAUAAGUGUAAUACAACUAAAAAGUUAAAAACAAUAAAACAAAACAGUUAUAUUAUCAGAAAAA
Drosophila willistoni is the source of this 2747-nucleotide messenger RNA. RefSeq names its product sex-lethal homolog. Gene Ontology annotation, molecular function: mRNA binding. The record is from RefSeq and is a predicted model, not a curated record. Gene Ontology annotation, cellular component: ribonucleoprotein complex; cytosol. NCBI's taxonomy places the organism in Eukaryota, Metazoa, Arthropoda, Insecta, Diptera, Drosophilidae. Bases 137 to 1483 code for a protein of 448 amino acids. The transcript has 6 exons.